Amaranthus tricolor (Joseph's coat) is the source of this 1234-nucleotide messenger RNA. RefSeq lists its product as uncharacterized. The coding region runs from base 111 to 1103 and encodes 330 amino acids. The transcript has a single exon. The record is from RefSeq and is a predicted model, not a curated record. NCBI's taxonomy places the organism in Eukaryota, Viridiplantae, Streptophyta, Magnoliopsida, Caryophyllales, Amaranthaceae.
AAAUCACAAUUUUGAAACCCACCUCAAAAAAAGUCCCCUUUUCAUUUUCAUCAAAACCCUCCAGAAAAUCCAUCUUCCUCCUUCAAAUUUUUUGAAAAAAUAAAAAUAAAAUGAAAGCUUCUUUGAAAUUCAGAGAAGAGCAGAAACCCCUCUUCAAAGCCAAAGUACCCCUCAAUAUUGUAGGGUUACCCUUCCAAUCUUCCCUUUCUGCUGGAGAUUCUAAGGAACUUUCAUUAGGCCUUGGAACUUUCUUCGACUCUGGUCCAUCGUUUAGGCUUUCUUAUCGUCCAAACGAUGCGUUUAACCCUUUCUCUCUCCUUGUUAAAACUGGAAUUGGUCACUUCGGAUCGCCGAUUGAUGCCCCCAUGACCAUGACUGCUGAGUUUCAUUUUCUUGGUAACUCUUCAACUGCAUCUAAUAAUCCUAGGUUUUUUCUUCAUUUUAAACCUCAAUUUGGGGAUUUUUCCGUUAAAAAAUCGCAGUCUUCGUCGAUUACUGCGUUUCAACUAGAAUCGAAGCAAAACGGUACCGUUUUCGAGGAAGAUAGUUCAAUUGAAGUUGUAAACAAGCCGAAUGAAUUCGACAAUGGCGAUUAUUUCUCUGUCGGAAAAUCAGGAAGUAGUAUUACGUCGUUGCCCUUGAAAUCAUCUCUUGAAAGCGCUGUAUCAGGGAUGAUGUUAGGGGCGAAAACGGCACUUCCGAUUAAAAGCGGCGCCGUUUUGAAGCUCCGGUGGGGGAUUAAUUUCCCAGAAGGGUUUCAAUCUUUCAUGAAGAAUCCAACGGCUAGGAUUUCGCCACAUGGAAUCCCAUUACUGGUCCUCAACAAGAUUGGGAUUGAACACGUGGCAAAGGAAGAUAAGAAAGGGGGUCCUACUAACGUGGGUCCACAGAGCGGGAGUGCUGCUGACAUGGCAGAGACUUGUUUUACUAUAAAGCGGCAGCUUGAAACGCUGCGUUCUGAGAAUGCAAUGUUGGGGAAAGCUUUGGAUGAUUUGAAGGUUGAGUUUGGUAGUAAGGGUAAUAAGGUCAACAAUGGAGGUAGAAAAUUAAUGGAGGUAGAAAAUCAAGGGGAUGGUGGGAUUGGUGAGAUUAAUAAGGUUUGAAUAAUCAAGAAUUACUUGAUUUUUGGAGUAAAUUAAGACUAUAUAAGGAUAAAGUUUAAAUUUUUAUUACUAUUAUGAAUGUUAUUUUUUUAUUUAUACAUAAAUAAAAAUAGAAGUAUGAUUUUUGAUUA